Molecule: messenger RNA, 1344 nt
Organism: Penaeus indicus
Lineage: Eukaryota; Metazoa; Arthropoda; Malacostraca; Decapoda; Penaeidae
Exons: 5
Coding region: 1-426 (141 amino acids)
Source: RefSeq, a predicted model, not a curated record
AUGGGUUGUGCUGUGGACGCUCUGCAGGACGUGUUCUCGGCCCUGACUUCGACUUCGGGACACCUGAACGCGACCCAGAGUGAGGACAACCUCGAUGACGCAGAAUCACCUCAAGAAGAACCAGAACAAGGCGUUUUUGAAGAACACUCUGCCCACCCUGGUCUUCUCAGUGACCUGGCCAAGAUGGGACCUCAACUCGCGCUGUGGGUCGUGGACGUCGCCGACGGUCGUCUGCCGGUCGAACGAGGUCAUACGAAUGUGUGCGAGGUCAGCCGCCUCCUUCGCCGAGGUCAUGGCUCGCCUGGGUCACUCGCUGUGCACUUGCUCACGAGCACUAUGGCGGGCGCCCUCAGUUCACACAAGUCUUCAAGAGAAAGACUGAAAGAUGCUGGACUGCUAGACGGGACUUCGAGCUGCACUUUUUAGUAACCGAGAUAAAACAGAUGGCAAGUUAUAAAGGGCAUUGGAUAUUUUGUUUCUGUUUUCAUUAAGUUUUGUAAUGGGGGUGUUUAUGGAGUUUGUGUCUACGGUAGUGUGUAUUAGCGUGAUUCUUACUUUUCAUUUUUCUAGGUUUUCUUCUCUUUAUUCAUGUUUGUUUUUUUUUAAUUAUUUAGUUUUAAGUCCCUUUAUUCAUGUAUCAGUUAUGUACAUAUUACUCAUGUAACACUCCAACAAGGAACCAUCAUAAUCCUAUGUUAUACAACUAGGACUCACUUUUUUAAUGCUAAGUAUUAUGAGAUUAAUUCACUUCUGAACUGCAAGCUUUUGUUCAUUAGGAGCCAAUCACUAAGUUUUAUCCGAUGAAAUCAAAAUGAGGUGUUUAUUAUUAUAGAGGAAAUCCCCUUUUGGGUACUGAUGAUACAUUCAUUUGUAAUAAGAAAAGGAAAAGGAAGACCAUCCCUAAUCAAUAACUUCAAGCCAUACAUACACACCAAGCAAGGGCAUUUUCCAGCUUGUGUUGAACUAUUAAUAUCUGACUUUUAUGUAUGAAUUUGGGUGUGGUCUGGAUAUCCAAUUAAGUCAAUUUAUAAGACUUUCUUUUUUAUCCAUUGCUAAAAUGUAACAGAUGGUUUUCCAAUUAAAAUUUGUUUUGUUUAGUUUCCAUCUGACCUCUUCCUAUAUUAGACCUGUCACCACUCUUAAAUAUUCUAGUGAUAGAAAAAAGCAAUAUGAAUGGGAAAAGAUAUUAAAAUAUACUUACUUUAUGUCCCUAUAUAAAUAUCAAUAUAUUAAGAAAUGGAGGGAUGCUUUGCUUUACCCUUGUCAGUGCUAAAAAUACUGAUUUUUAGUUUGCUUACAAUAUGCUUCAUGAAGGAUGACAAUGAAAAUAUGAAAUAAAAAUAU